Molecule: messenger RNA, 2120 nt
Organism: Cinara cedri
Lineage: Eukaryota; Metazoa; Arthropoda; Insecta; Hemiptera; Aphididae
Source: the annotation of a GenBank genome assembly
GUUAUCUUAAUCGGCCUAGAAGUAAAAAAUAUUAAAAUAGUGUAAAUUUGAGCAACACACUACACUAUUUCUGAAUCCGAAUGCACCUUAACAAAAUGGUUAACCCCGAAAUUUUAAUUUUAAAUUGGUACUAAUAUAAUUUAUAAAAUUUAAAUAUUCAUUAAUCAUAUGUAUGUUCUUAAAAUAAGUUAUUGAAAGUUCUGUUUAUGUAUCUUUUUAUUUGUAAUUUCAUUUUUUAUUUUUUUAGAUGUUAAGAUUGAAUCACAAAUUAAAUCUUAAUAUAUUAUGUUCUAAGUGUAAAAUUUUAAGAAGUGUACAUUUAAAUUGGACAUUACAUGAAAAUACAUCGAUUGUUCAUGACAGUAGACACAAACUCAACAAACCAAUUUGCUAUAAUUACCACCAUGAUGUAAUGGAAGUGUACACUAACACUCUCAUUCUCAAAAAUGUUGCAAAAUGGAAAACUGAUCAAUUUUCAUCGUCAAAUAAAUUGUUGAACAACAAAUCAAAUUCCAUUUUUAAAUAUUGUGAUGAUCCAGAUCAUCUAAUUACAUAUCUAAAACAAUGUCUUGAAGGUUGUUGUAAAGUAAGUAAAAGUCUUUUGACACAAUUCAUGUUAACAAUGGCAAAACAUGGCCGAGUAAAUGGCUUAAUACUAAUUGAGAGACUUAAUGAAAAAUAUGAUUAUGGUAUUAAGAAGUCUGAAUUACAAAUGAGUUUUGCUGAAGCAUAUUGGACAAAUGGUAAUUUGAUUAAAAUGUUUAAAGUGUUUGAAAUAAUUUAUCCCGUGGAAUCUACAAAAGUUAAUUUUGUAUUAGAACCCAUUAUUUAUACAAUAGUUAAAUCACGGGGAUGUGCAUCAAUAGUUAUACUUUCAAAUUUUGUCAACUGUAUUACUAUUGAACACAGAAACUACUAUCCAAUGAGCAUCCUAUGGAAGUAUUUAUUUUUAAGUGAAUUAUAUAAUGAUAACCUAGCAGCAGAUCAAUUAACUCAACAGAAUAGUAAUUUGAUAGAAUAUAUACAAUACCUCGUACCAGCCAUUAUGGAUAGCAUAUUAAAACAGCAUAAUAUUGACUGCGCUCAUAGGUUAAUGGUUAUGCUGUUAAAACAUGAUCGAAUGGAAUUUUAUCAGUUGGUUUUAAAAUCGCUAUUUGAAUAUUAUUGUAAGUAUUUUUCAUGGUAAAUAAUUAAAUAUAGGUAUUUAAAAUAUUACCUUAUGAAUUUUAAAUUAUAAUUUUAAUUAAGUAUAUUGAAAUAAACCAUGUAUUAUCUGGAAUAUAUCUUAUGAAGAGGUAUGGUUUGUAUGGUCCUAUUGACCAUACAAAUUUUUUAACAAAUUCAUGACUUGCAUGGUAAAACAAGUUUUAAAAUAUUAUAAUUAUCAACAAUAGUAACAUAUUAAACACAUUUUAACUCUGAAGUGUUGCUCAAUAUAAUAAAAAUGCUUCCUAAGAUAUAUUUAAAGACGAAUAAUUUUUUUUUUCUAAUAUAACCGACAGCAAUAUGGGGUUUGUUUAACACAAUACUUCACUCACUGCUGCUAUUAUUUAUUAUGAAAUAACUUAUACUGUAUUUACAAUUUACACCUUUCCCUUGAGAAUAAAGCUAAUAUAUUCUUAAAUCCACUACCUACCUGGUCGUUCUUAACAGAGUAUAUGGGCUGUAUGGUUACUUAUAAGAUGUGUAAUGUAUUUAAUGAAAUGAAAACAUUCAAAUUAAAUAUAACAAUAAAUAAUUUCAAAUAUAUUUUAUUGUGUUAAAAACAAAUUGAUAUAAAAAUAAUAAUAAUAUUUAUACAUGUUUAUAAAAGUGAAUUUUUAUGAAUUCAAAAUAGAUUUUUUAUGAACAUUUUAAAUAUUAUUAUUCAGUCAGUAUUGGUUUAAAAAAAAUAUGUGUAUCAAUUUUUCAGACAUGCUGGGUAAUGUUCGUCAAUGUAAAGAAAUAAUGAAAAACUCUUUUGAAUUGAAUGUACCACUAACACAAGUACAGCAAUUACAAUUAAUUAACAUGGUAUUCAAAAAUAAACAACCACGACAAAUUAACAAAGAAGUGACUGCUACCAUAUUCAAACUUAUGUUUUAAAUUAGUAAUAUUACUUGAUUUUAGUUUUUUUUUUA